AUGUUCCCUAGUAACUCGUACACAAACGGUCAGUCGAGCGGCGGUGGCCAAGAACAGCGUCCACAAUUUCAGCACUCGCAUUCGCACCCGGUGCAGUUCAAUGGUUCCCCCUUUACGGUGGCGGGCAUGUCGAACCAAGGAGCGGGAAGCCCUAGCAUGCGCGGGAGCUCGCUGGGCAUGGGCACAUCGCUAGGAAUGGGUUCCCCACUGAGUGAGAGCUUGUCUCAGUCGAGGAGUCAUUACCAACCUGGAUAUCUCAUGUCAGCCAGUCAAAACAGUUCCUCCCCUCCCAGACACGAGGACCCACCUAUGGUGCAAACGAAAGCCAAGCUCAACCACACGUUUUCCGGGGGUGCUAUAGCCGACUUUGGUAUGGACUCCAUGUUCGAGAGCUCUAGACCUCGCCAAACGCUCGCGGAUGAGGACGCACCACCUACCGCGUCCGUGAACGACCUCGUCAAUGAGAUUCCUGAGUCAAACUCCAGCCGCUUCACACAAAGGGUUCGUGCUUCCCUCUUCCGGUCUUCCCAUCCCACCACACCGAAGCCUGCGGCCCCGCCGACACUCAACACGCAACCGCUCUAUGUCGUUGUGUUCGGGUACCCACCCGACAAGUACAGCGUCACAGUUGAAUACUUCCGCUCACUAGGGCACACCACUGAGCCAGAACAAAGCUCUGACCUCGUAAAUGCGUUCCGGAUCGGAUACCUCAACCCUGCAGAAGCUGUCAGGGCCGUACGCAAGAACGGCGACAUAGUUGGCGGCUCCUGGAUGAUCGGCGCCAAGUGGGCGGAUCCUGCACAAGCCGACGCUCUCCUCGGCGCAUCUCUGGCCAGGAGCACGGCUCAGUCCCCAGACUUCCAGUCCCCUGGCCUCGACACAAACGCAGUCCCGCCCUCAGCCUCGCACAUCUUCGGAGGCGCGCCUUCACCCUCGGAACGCAUGAGUGCCGACGAGGUGGCACCGCGCCACGGAACGCCCAUGCGAGGGGAGCCGUCGACACCCACAGUGGGCACCCCGAUCAAACUUGCACCCUCAGCGGCGGCAUUCCGCCGCGGGGGUACAGCGACCCCCAGCGCGGCCUCCAGAACGACUGCCGUCGUGCAGCCACUGCAGCACGUAGCGCCCGCUCCCGCCGCGGGGGUCCAGGCAUCUCCAUCCAAGGGUGUACUUGGCCAGGUUUCGGAUCUCAUCUUUGGGUGGUAG
Trametes versicolor FP-101664 SS1 is the source of this 1206-nucleotide messenger RNA. RefSeq lists its product as uncharacterized. The transcript has 6 exons. The coding region runs from base 1 to 1206 and encodes 401 amino acids. The record is from RefSeq and is a predicted model, not a curated record. NCBI's taxonomy places the organism in Eukaryota, Fungi, Basidiomycota, Agaricomycetes, Polyporales, Polyporaceae. Gene Ontology annotation, molecular function: structural constituent of nuclear pore; phospholipid binding; single-stranded DNA binding. Gene Ontology annotation, cellular component: nuclear pore central transport channel; nuclear membrane; nuclear pore nuclear basket. Gene Ontology annotation, biological process: NLS-bearing protein import into nucleus; regulation of DNA-templated transcription; nuclear pore organization.